Messenger RNA from Ilyonectria robusta, 303 nucleotides. RefSeq lists its product as uncharacterized. The record is from RefSeq and is a predicted model, not a curated record. Lineage: Eukaryota; Fungi; Ascomycota; Sordariomycetes; Hypocreales; Nectriaceae. The transcript has a single exon. The coding region runs from base 1 to 303 and encodes 100 amino acids.
AUGCAACUCGUCUCGAAGCGGAUUUCUCGGGCCAUCCACAAUGCAGACAAACAGGACAUUCUCAGCCAAAUGUAUGGGCUAUGUACAGACGCAGCAACCGUGGUAUUCUUUGAGACCAAAGGGCCGUUAGUUGCAUUCAAUUUCCUCGAGCAGGGCCAGGGCCUGGUCGCAGGAUCACUAGAGGAAACGCGGUCCGACGUGGUUGACCUCCAAGGGAAACAUCCUGAGCUUGCAAAACAAUUCACCCGGCUUCGCAAACAGAUAGAAGAACUUAGUGCUGGGCAUAAAAAUUCUGGCGAUUAA